UCUGUUUGGCACGUGUGCAACGUUAAUGCUUCCGUCGCGUUUGCUCAGUUGUGAAUCCCUUUCGUUAGCUACGUCAUGGUGGUCGAGUGCACGGGGAACUCCCUGUCUUCGACGUCGACGUCCCGUCCGUUAUGACCCUCUAGGCCAACGGCGGUAAAUGGAUCUGCACAGGGCCGAUCGACACAACCUGACCGAUUUUUAUAUAACGCGAGGCAGCGGCACCGCCAAGGACCUGAAACUGCUUGGCUUUCGCAAGGGCAUCGCUGUCUUCGGCUGGACGGACAUGAGCGUCAAAGUGGUCAACCUGGAGAUGGACCAGUCGACUGGCGAGAAGUACAUAAGCAUAAACGGCAAAAAGAUCAAGGUGGUGACCAAAAGUAAGUUGACCGAUGCGAUGCGUAAGAACGCCAAAGUGUUGACCAAAGUGAAUCCGAACCAGAACGUGACGUUGCCCACCGGUUCGUCGAACAUUGUGUUCGUGAAUCCCGAUAAGGACGGCAAAGAUAAGGACGAGGAGACGGACGAGCCAGUGGCGAAGCGUGCGUCGUUGAACAAGCACGUGUACUCCAGCGGGAAGGUGAAAAAUCUGUUUAAUCAGACGGUGCUGCAGGCGAUCAGAUCGAAGUACAUAGACAGGGAGCCCACGCCGCAGGCUUCGAUCAUUUUCGAUCCGGAGAACACGAAUCCCGUGUACAUAAACACGGGCGUACAGACGGAGUUGGUGGAGGACAGAGGCAAGACCAUGGUGGACAGUGGCUGUCAGACCGAUCCAGUUGUUAUGCUGGACAGUUUCCCGGGCUUGGACAGCUUCGGGCCGCUGCUGAUGGACGCCUACAUGAACGAGAACUUCCACAUGUGCCUGUAUCCGCAGAGGAACCCGUUGCUGAACGGCAACGUCAACUUCAGGAACAAUCCCAAGUUCAAGUUUCUUAGGGACCUCAAGACUGCACUGGUCAUGGAUAACAAAGGCAACUUGCCCAUACACAACGCGGUGCUGGACAACAACCUGGACAACGUGAAGCGGUUCGCCGUCGUCCUGCAGGCGGCCGGCAAGGACGUCAACGAAGUCAACCAGGAUAAUUAUAGCCCCCUUCAAUUGGCCGUGUUCUCCGAGGCGAGCACGAAAAUCGUCACCUAUCUGCUGUGCAACGGCGCCAACUUCUACCAGACCGACCAGGAGGGCAACAGCGUCCUCCACCUCGCUGUCCAGUAUGUGAACGAGGCCGCACUGGAGGUGCUGUGUGAGCACGCCGAUAAAAACAACUUGGAUGUCGACCUCUUCAAUUACGAAGGUUUCACGCCUCUGAUGCUGAGCUGCAUAAACAAGAACCUAAAAUGCGCCGAGAUACUGUUGCGACACAAGGCGGGACCGAACACGCAGGACAAGAAGUCGGGUCGCACCUCCUUGUUCCACGCGGCCGAGAACCACCACCUUGAGAUGGUGUCCCUGCUGCUGGACUGGGACGCCGACACCAAGAUCCGCAACUUCUUCGGCACCAGCACCCACGACGCCAUGUUCGAGAUGGAGGACAUACCCCGGGACAUACGCCAGCUGAUCUGGGCCAAGAAACGGAAACACGACCGGGCCGACAACAGCAAGAAGUCGGCCGACGUGGACGCCGCGCCCCGACCCAAGCAGUUCAAGUUCGUGAAGACGUACCAGAGGGUGGGGAAGCAGUUGGUCAAGCAGAACGAUCCCUAGUAGACGCACCGGCGGGUGCUACGAUUACAACUGCGUUGGGGCGCUUGUCCACCCUGAUCGAGUGGAUUGGAAACGGAACGAAGGGCGAAAUGGUCCGACAAAGAGAUGACACGAUUUUGGAAAUGAUUUAGAUACAUGAUCUUGUGAGUCAGUCCUAUUUCAUGUUCCUUUGAGGGUGCUUGGAAUGCGACUGGGUCUGUUGUACAUUUGAUGGUUGUAUUUAAUUCAUUUUUGUGUCGGAACGAAUGAUUUUCAUAAUUUAUGAAAGAAUGCAUAAGAUUUACUUUUAUUAUUUUAUUGUAUAUUUUGCAGCUACAUCCUGUAAAUAUUUUUUGAUUAAAAAUUAUAUAUAUAUUUAGGUUACAGUCUAUGUAAAUAAUGGAAUCUCUUUUUAUCUUAGUCACAUCAUGUUGUAUAUAAAUUCGAGUUCUUAAUGAGACAAUUAUAUGAAUAAUUAUUAUAUUAUUAAUUAGGUUUACUUUAACAACAUAAACAUUAAUUAAUAAAUAAACGAUUAAUCAUAAAAUCCUAGUCCAUUAAAAAUGAAAUAAUUUAGUCAUGUACUGCACAUUAUGGGAACAGAUUAAUUAAAUCACUUUAAGGGGGGAAAUGAGUCAUAAUUAAUAAUGACAAUCGGUAAAGCGAGUAAUGUUCAUAGUAUUAUUUUUCCUGGCGAACCACACAACUAAAGUUCAUUGGGAAUUACCUAAAUUCACAUUUCAAUUCAUCAUCAUGACUGCAGUACUUGAUUAAAUGUUUCCAUAGAAAAACAAGCACAUUUCAUCAUCUAGAAUUAUUCAUAAAACUGGAAUUUAUGUCAUAAAUUGAUAUUUUUUUAUUAUGUAUUUAAUUGAUUUUUGAACAGAAUAUAUUUAUAUUAACUUUUUUUUUUAAUUAAAUCUAUUUUUAAUUAAUAUCAUGUACAUAUUCAUCAGUUUGUAGGAUGACAAUUAAUAUUUACAUAAUCACUAAGUUAUUAUUUACAGUUCUUAAUUUUUUUGGUUUUGAACUCGUAGAUCUUAGCUUGUAUUGCUUAGUUAACUAAAAUACGGAGUAUCAAAUGUUAUUUUUUAAAUUAAAAUAACUUUUUAUUAUUUAUGAUGUUCAGGUUUGUUGUAAAUAUAUAUAGAAUUAAAUGAAACCUUACUUUGGAUUA
Molecule: messenger RNA, 2858 nt
Organism: Aethina tumida (small hive beetle)
Lineage: Eukaryota; Metazoa; Arthropoda; Insecta; Coleoptera; Nitidulidae
Exons: 5
Coding region: 158-1702 (514 amino acids)
Molecular function (GO): protein binding
Source: RefSeq, a predicted model, not a curated record